Messenger RNA from Australozyma saopauloensis, 2403 nucleotides. RefSeq lists its product as uncharacterized. Lineage: Eukaryota; Fungi; Ascomycota; Pichiomycetes; Serinales; Metschnikowiaceae. The record is from RefSeq and is a predicted model, not a curated record. Bases 1 to 2403 code for a protein of 800 amino acids. Gene Ontology annotation, biological process: chloride transport; transmembrane transport. Gene Ontology annotation, molecular function: voltage-gated chloride channel activity. Gene Ontology annotation, cellular component: early endosome; Golgi apparatus; plasma membrane. The transcript has a single exon.
AUGACGAAUACAAACUCUCCUCUCUUCACAAUAAGACAUUCGCUGCCGCCAAAACCUCCCUACCAAAUCCCCAAAGCUACCUAUGAGGACAACACAUACAUCGACUGGAUGAAAGAAGCCAUCCAGCCUCCAAGCGGCUCGCUAAAAAAGUGGUCUGUGUUAGUUUUGAUGGCAAUUGCUGUUGGAUACAUGACUGUGGUCAUCGACUUGUUUUCGGCGGGACUCAAUGACUUCAAGAUCGGUAUAUGUUUCUCCAAACUAGAUCGAUGGUCGCUUUUGAGUCCUUAUCUGACAUGUCCGUCGGAGGACUGGUAUUCUUGGCUGCGUCUUUUAGCUGGCGAUCUGAGUGAAAAAUCUUGGCUCUCUUUCUUGAUAGACUUACCUAUCUACAUUGUGUCUGGCAGUAUAUUCAUUCUAGCAGCAGGAUACUUGACUUACAAAAAAGCGCCCCUCGCGAAACAAAGUGGUAUUCCUGAAAUCAAACUUAUUGUAGCUGGUCUCAAUUACCAUACAUCAACAUACUUGGGAACACAGGCCUUGUUUGUUAAAGCUGCGGGUCUAGUGAUGGUUGUAGCGUCUGGUCUUUGGCUUGGUAAAGAAGGACCUUUGGCGCAUGUAGCAUGCUCUAUUUUAUCGGCUUUGUUUGAUCGUAUAUAUGGUAAGGAUGGCUCGGAGGGCCUUCGAAGAGAGCUCUUGGUGGCUGCAACAGCCACGGGUAUCGCGGUUGCAUUCAACUCUCCUAUAGGCGGAGUCCUCUUCGUCUCCGAAUUGCUUCAGUCUUAUUUUUCUCCCAUGAAAAUUAUGUGGAAUUCGUUUGUUGCUGCAACAAUUGCAUUGGUCGUUGUGUUUGGGUCAAAAGCUUUCACGGAGGGAACGAACUUCCAUGAGGGAAACCUAUUCGAAGUGCUGUUUGGUAACUUCAGUUGGCUUUUCACUGAGACGCUCCCCUUCAUCUUUCUUGGGUUGGCCGGUGGGCUUUUCGGCCAUGUGUAUACCCAGCUCUACCUCAAGUUCGAAAAUAAGCAAACCAAAAAUCGGGUCUGGAACAUCUUUUCUUCCAUGUCGGGUCUUCUGCAAACAAAUAUUCGAUAUGUGGAAAUCCUAGUGGUUGCCAUGGUAACGUCGUUAUUCACAUUCCCACUUUCAAUGUCUAAAAUGUCCUUGGAGGCUUACCUCAAACUUCUAUUCACAGAUUGCCCCGUCGAAGAAGUAUCCACCUUGUCGCAGGCGACAAAUUUCAUGUGUGAUUCAUCUCUGGCUAUAACAGGCUUGAAGCUAUCGUACAUAUUCAUUGGAGGAUUUGUCCUAUCUGCCUAUUCCUAUGGCCUUUCCCUUCCCGGUGGUAUCCUCAUGCCAUCUCUAGUCCUCGGAGGAACAUUGGGAAGGUUGGUUGGAAUUCUUUCUCGGGCAAUACAGAGCAAGAUUAACCCCUCCUUUCUAGCAACAUGUACUGCUAAGUCUUGUAUCGUUUCCCCUUCUGCAUAUGCCGUUGUUGGCGCUGCUGCGUUUAUGACUGGUAUCACAAAACUCACUGUUGCUGUGGUGGUGAUUAUUUUCGAGCUCACCGGUGCUUUGACAUACGUUGUCCCGAUUAUGGUUGCAGUUAUGACCGCAAAGGUUUUCAAUGACUGGCUCAGCGAACACAAUAUCUACGACGCCUGGAUUGUGAAUGAUUUCAAUACAAAGGACAGUGCUGAAUUGUCAGAGUACAAUCUGGGAAAGGGAGAUGGGCUCUUGAAGUUUGGGCCUAUGACAUCUGAGUUCAAAGCAGCACUUCCCGAUAUCCUGGUUUCAAAAACAAUGGUUCCCACCAAUAGGCUACGUUGUAUUUUUCUCUACCCAGAGGCCCCAUAUUCUCUCCCUGAAUUGUAUGCUUACCUUUCUGAUGAUUGUCAUGAAGGAUAUCCUGUUAUUGCAAACGAACACGAUUUUACUCUCUUUGGUUAUGUCACCAAGAAAACAAUCUAUGAAUCGAUCGUUAGAACAGUGGGCAGCUCCCAACCACUGGCGCUUCUUGUUUCUUUUCGUACUAAGAUUCCUGAGCAAAUGAUUGGAAGACAGCAAGACUAUGAGAAGGACAUUCAAGGAAGAUACGAGGGUGUUGAUCUGAUCUUGUUGGAUCUUGAGCCAACUGCAUUGAGUGCCCAUAGCAAAACCUCGCUUAAACAGGUCGUUGAAAUCUUUGACAGGCUACAACUCAAUUCUUUAAUGAUCAAUGAGUAUGGCAACACUACUAAACUAAGUGGUUUCGUUGAUCGUUUCAUUUUGGCACGCUUGGUUCACAACAAGUUUGUUUCGUUGCAACAUGAGCAUGAAUCCGAAUAUUUAAAUGGCUACGGUGAAGAAGAAACGGAGUUCUUUCAUCAUCGACGUGACAGGGAAAGCAUUGAGCUCAUAUCGUAA